Messenger RNA from Sclerotinia sclerotiorum 1980 UF-70, 189 nucleotides. RefSeq lists its product with no specific name. Lineage: Eukaryota; Fungi; Ascomycota; Leotiomycetes; Helotiales; Sclerotiniaceae. The coding region runs from base 1 to 189 and encodes 62 amino acids. The transcript has 2 exons. The record is from RefSeq and is a predicted model, not a curated record.
AUGUCUGCAUCUGUGUUAUAUUUGAAGCCCAAAAAAAUAAAACAUGGCCACUUAGAUCGAACUACUCCAACAGAUCUAUUGAGGGCAUGUGAAUGUUCAAUCGAUCCGAAGUUGCUUCAAGGUUUCGGGUUUUGCUACUUCCACCUAUUCAGAUUAAUGCUUCCGAUUGACUUAAAUAAUGCCGCUUAG